Molecule: messenger RNA, 2059 nt
Organism: Pseudopodoces humilis (Tibetan ground-tit)
Lineage: Eukaryota; Metazoa; Chordata; Aves; Passeriformes; Paridae
Gene: KCNS3
Product: potassium voltage-gated channel modifier subfamily S member 3
Biological process (GO): protein homooligomerization; action potential; potassium ion transmembrane transport
Cellular component (GO): voltage-gated potassium channel complex; membrane
Molecular function (GO): protein binding; voltage-gated potassium channel activity
Source: RefSeq, a predicted model, not a curated record
UCUGUCCAAAAUGGUUUAUGGUGAAUUUUUUCGCAGACCUGGCAAAGAUGCAGAACUUAUAAAUUUAAAUGUGGGUGGCUUUAAGCAAUCAGUGGAUCAAAGCACCUUGCUCCGAUUUCCCCAUACCAGACUCGGAAAACUUCUCAAAUGCCAUUCAGAAGAGGCUAUUCUAGAACUGUGUGAUGAUUAUAGUGUGGCAGACAAGGAGUAUUACUUUGACAGGAAUCCUUCCUUGUUCCAAUAUGUUCUGAAUUUUUACUAUACGGGCAAACUUCACGUUAUGGAAGAACUUUGUGUCUUUUCCUUCUGCCAGGAAAUAGAGUACUGGGGGAUAAAUGAGCUGUUUAUUGAUUCCUGCUGCAGCAAUCGGUACCAAGAACGGAAAGAAGAAGGUCCUGAUAAAGACUGGGAUCAGAAGAGCAACGACAGUAUGGACUCCUCCAAUGAAGAGUCAUCCAUAUUUGAUAAAGAGCUAGAAAAGUUUGAUAAUCUAUGUUUUGGUGAAAUAAGAAAGAAGAUCUGGGUCAGAAUGGAAAAUCCUGCAUACUGCUUGUCUGCCAAGUUAAUUGCCGUGUCAUCCCUGAGUGUUGUUCUGGCAUCAAUUGUGGCCAUGUGCAUUCACAGCAUGCCAGAAUUUCAGAGGCUGGAUGCCAAUGACAGGGAGAUUGGAGACCCUGUGCUGGAAGCUGUGGAGAUUACGUGCAUCAUCUGGUUUACUGCUGAGCUAGUGAUCAGGCUUUUCACUGCUCCAAGUCAAAAGAAGUUCUGGAAGAAACCACUGAACAUCAUUGAUUUUGUCUCUGUUAUCCCAUUUUAUGCCACACUGGCUGUGGACACAAAGGAAGAAGAAAGUGAAGAUAUUGAGAACAUGGGGAAAGUGGUUCAGAUCCUGCGGUUAAUGAGGAUAUUUCGCAUCCUGAAACUGGCCAGGCACUCCGUAGGACUGCGGUCUUUGGGCGCUACUUUGAGACACAGCUAUCAAGAAGUUGGACUUCUGCUUUUGUUUUUGUCAGUUGGGAUUUCUAUUUUUUCAGUGCUUGUCUACUCUGUGGAGAAGGAUGAUGACUCAUCAGAACUGCAGAGCAUCCCUAUUUGCUGGUGGUGGGCAACCAUCAGCAUGACCACUGUUGGUUAUGGGGACACUUACCCGGUCACACUCGCUGGGAAGCUGCUCGGCACCCUCUGCAUUAUCUGUGGGAUACUGGUGGUAGCACUUCCAAUCACCAUUAUUUUCAACAAGUUUUCUAAGUACUACCAAAAGCAAAAAGCUAUUGAUAGAGACCAGUGCAACAAUGACCGCAAAGAGAAAAGCAAUGACCUACCCUAUUUUAACAUUAGGGAUAUUUAUGCAAAAAAGAUGCACUCCUUCAUUUCUAGCCUUUCUUCAGUAGGAAUCGUAGUCAGCGACCAAGAUUCAACAGAUGCCUCCAGUAUCCAAGAUAUGGAGGAUGUUUAUAACACAGUAUCUUUAGAGAAUGGUACAGGAAAAUGAGUUGAAUCACGUUUGCUUCUCUUUAUUUCUCUUCUUAUUCUUGGUAAAUGCUGACUGACAAACUUCCGUGAAUUCAUUAAGAGCAGUUGAUUCUCAGGGUACUUAACUCUCAGCCAUAUUUGGACAUUCUUUGCUCUGAGGAUGCCAUAAAAGCUUCAUUGCUUAUAUGAGGCGUUAGAAUAUGCCUCAUAUAGUGGUUUAGUUUUUGCACAACUAAUGUUAUGCAUUUUUGAGACAAAAAGUUGGGAAGAGAGUUUUAAAUGUGAGAUAAGUGGUUUUUUGGUUCUGUGGGUAUUGUUGUUCGAUUUGUUCAUUGUUUUUUCCCCUGCAGCAGUCUCGUAUCUUACACAGAAUUUGCUUUUACAAUUUUCUGUUCUUCAGGUAGAGAUGUAUUGCAAACAUGUAAGAACUAUUGCACAAGUUAGUUAAGUUUUUACCUGCAAAUACAUUAGAUAAAUGAAGGAAUUGUGUACAUGUAAAACUGUGCUCACUAACACAUUUAUGUAAUUUUAGAGUUGGGAACCCAUUUCCUAAGUUGGGGCAGAAAAUAUAUAUUGGUACAUAUUG